GAUAUCACAGAACUGCCGAGUAGUAUCGAAUCAUAGGAAACAUUUCAUCAAUCAAUCCCAAUCUAAAUCUAAUUGAAGAACAAAUCGCAAAUAUGGGAAUCGAAUUGCCAGCAUAUAUUCUUGGUGCACUCACUGCGGGUGGUGGAACGAUGGGUUAUGUCAGGACUGGAAGUAUUCCAUCUGUUGCCGCAGGCCUCACUGUUGGAUCCUUGUACCUCUUGGGUGGUUAUCGUAUCCAAAGCCGCCUGUCUUAUGGUGUUGAGCUCGCUCUUCUCGCGUCUGUCGUUCUUGCAGGCUCUUCUAUCCCAAGAGCAAUUCGCAGUCAAAAGCCUCUGCCCGCGGGUUUGAGCUUACUCGCCUUGUACGGACUGUUCACCUUCGGCAAUGCAUUCAGAGCGCGAAAGUAAAAACGGGAUGCCAGGCCAGGCGUGUUCCAAAAUUGAUCAAAUUUGGUGUGAUGUUAUACUUCAACAAUGAAAAUAUUUCCAAGGCCUUUCA
Molecule: messenger RNA, 498 nt
Organism: Botrytis cinerea B05.10
Lineage: Eukaryota; Fungi; Ascomycota; Leotiomycetes; Helotiales; Sclerotiniaceae
Exons: 3
Coding region: 93-407 (104 amino acids)
Cellular component (GO): membrane
Source: RefSeq, a predicted model, not a curated record